Molecule: messenger RNA, 1615 nt
Organism: Fomitopsis serialis
Lineage: Eukaryota; Fungi; Basidiomycota; Agaricomycetes; Polyporales; Fomitopsidaceae
Exons: 5
Coding region: 99-1454 (451 amino acids)
Source: RefSeq, a predicted model, not a curated record
CAUCGUUCCUUAACCUCCUUUCGCUUACUGCGUCGCCUCCAUCGACCCAUCGCGAACAACCUUGUCGACUUGAGGACCUCCACGAUCUUUUUCACAACAUGCGCCGCCCUCCUGGCAACGAUACACGUCAAAUCUACGCCGACAACCCACCAAGCCAGCCUCUACGGCGAAGGACCACAACUGCCGGUCGGGACCGCUCAGGUACUGAGUACGCCGCUCAUGCUCAUAUCGGCCAAAACUCGAGUAUGCAUAAGCGCAACAACAACAGUGUUCUCCAGCACCAUGGACACUCUGAAGACCCGCCCUUCACUCCUCAGCUCCCAUCUUCCACCGCUCCGUCGACAGUUCGCGGAAAUACUGCAGCCCCCACGCAAUUCAAGGACCACCGGCCUGCGUCGUACACGUCGAACCCUGUCACAGAGGAUUAUGACUCUGAACUGUCUUUCGUUCUCGCACCAACCACACCUCUUCACUAUUUCGCCCGUCCUUACGAGACCUUGUCGUGUACGGAAAAUGAUACAGCUCACAACAAUCGCCAUCAUCAGAGUGACAGCGUCCACGUCCCAGUGUACUCUGCAAACUCUAAUAACUUCGGUGAUGGCCAGAAUGAUACGGCCACCGACACCCAUGGGCAUGGCACAGCCGAGCGUGUGGGUGGCUCGAUCCCAUGGCGGCCUCAACAUCCGCGACAGGUCUACGCGAAUCUACAGACCAUUAACGGCAUCAGAGUUGGACCCCCCAUGCCCGCGAAUAACUGGCUCAGCUCGCAUGGGUCCGGUGGGUUGCCCCCAGCGAACGCAUUCGCCCACGCGAUGGCGUUGCCUUCUUCCGUCUACGGAACUCUGCCUGCGGUCGAUUUCGAAGUUAGCACCGGCGGCUUCGUCGCGAACCUCGAUGCGACCGUGGCUGGGCCGUCGUCUCUUACUCCUCCCCCUCACGUGGACUGCAGUAGCACUGUUCAACCUAUUCCGUUGCCGGACACGAACACCACGCAUGGUACGCGCCCCUGGGCACCGUCGACAACCUUCCCUGCUGCCGUACACAACGCAUACUAUCCUCCGUCGGCCCCAAAACCGCUUGCGCCUUCAUUCGAAAUCGAACCGUCCCGCGAAAUUUCCGUAGACUCUCGCCCAGCCGAAAACCUGGUUCAUGUCGCCAAUGGCCCUGGCUGCGCUGAGAGCGGAGGGGCAAGACUUCAAAGCGCAGGUCAUGGCACUGUAACCUCCGCCAAGAAGACCAAUAUCGGACGUCGAUGUCGCGUUUCCCCCUCAUGCUCGUAUAAUGACUGUGGCAACUGUGGCAAGAGCUGUAGGAAAUGGCGCCAGCAUCUGAAAAGCUGCCUCAAAACCAUGUCGCUGCCGAAUGUUCCACAAAGCAAAGACCAGUGCCCUUGGUCUGACGGCUCGGGAUCCGGUGCUCGAGUUUUAUACUGGUCGACAACGACGGUUUGGUGAAGCAUAUAAUGAAGGUGCAUCUCAGGCUCUUUGCAGUCGACUGCGACUACUGCGCGGCGACUUCGUCUCCAAAGAUUCUCUCAUCCGGCAUCACGCAACUAGCUGCAAACUCAUCCCUACUGAUUCGGCGGCGUAUGGAAAGGCGUGCAUUGCUCUUGAGA